CUACUUAAAUCGCUGGAAUGCUGUCGAAUCAUUCAGUCUUGUAUGAAAGCUUUCAAGUUUCAACCUCCUGUAACCAAAGCAUCAUCAUGUCUGGGCGUGGAAAGGGCGGCAAGGUGAAGGGGAAGUCCAAGUCCCGCUCCAGCAAGGCCGGCCUUCAGUUUCCUGUAGGAAGGAUUCACCGCCUUCUGCGUAAGGGCAACUUCGCCGAACGUGUGGGCGCUGGUGCGCCCGUGUACAUGGCCGCGGUCAUGGAAUACCUUGCAGCUGAAAUCCUGGAAUUGGCAGGAAAUGCCGCCCGUGACAACAAGAAGAGCCGCAUCGUCCCCCGUCACCUGCAGCUGGCCAUCCGUAACGACGAAGAGCUCAACAAGCUGCUGUCUGGCGUGACCAUUGCCCAGGGCGGCGUCCUGCCCAACAUCCAGGCUGUGCUCCUGCCCAAGAAGGCGGAGAAGUAGCUAACUCCCUCGGCUGCCUCUUUCGACGUCCUCGGCUCCUUUUGGAGCCACAAAAAC
This is a messenger RNA of Penaeus monodon (black tiger shrimp), 512 nucleotides long. RefSeq names its product histone H2A-like. The record is from RefSeq and is a predicted model, not a curated record. Gene Ontology annotation, cellular component: nucleosome. Gene Ontology annotation, molecular function: DNA binding; structural constituent of chromatin; protein heterodimerization activity. Bases 18 to 455 code for a protein of 145 amino acids. The transcript has a single exon. Lineage: Eukaryota; Metazoa; Arthropoda; Malacostraca; Decapoda; Penaeidae.